GGGGAUCCGAUCCGACAACGCCUGGCUGUUCAGCAUGGGAGACGACGAGGAGAGGCAGCCACCUGGCGUGUACACCCUGGUUACAGAAGAAGGUGAGAAGAAGACAUCCAUUGGCUUUACAGGAAAAGCUACGGCCAACUAUGCGAAUGGCGAUAUCUACGAAGGUCUCUUCGAAAAUGGCAUUCGGCAAGGAGCCGGUGUCUACACGUACCUGAAGGGCGACGUGUUCACUGGCACCUUCGAGAAUAAUCUGAAGACCGGCCUGGGCAGAAUCACGUACAAGAAGGGUGGCUACUUCCAUGGUCACUUCAAAGACGGGAAACGCAAUGGCGAGGGUACCCUCCUGUAUGCCAAUGGCGAUAUCUACUCAGGUGAAUGGAAAGAUGGCAAGAAACACGGGCCUGGGACGUAUGUCUUCAACAAGACCAAGUAUGAAUACAAAGGAACUUGGAAGGACGGUCAGAUUGUCACAGGUACCUGGACCUUGACGGACGGCACGCAGUACCGCGGCGGCUUCCAAAGCCAAAAGCCCUGUGGCGACUCGACUUGGACCACCCGUCAAGGCACCAUUGUGGAGGGCUCCUAUGUGCAACAGGUGGUCCCCGUGGAUUCAGCUCCGCCCGCCAAGCCCGGAGAGACCCCUGCGGUGGUCACGCGAUGCUUCUGGAGCACUGCAGCGCUGGUCAGCUGAGGCUGCUGCAGGCUGGACCUCAACAAGAGGACGGUUGUGCAUCCAACGAAGGCACAGUGCCGUGUUUCACCCUGCAAGGACCUGAGUCGCAAUGCUGAGUCGC
Cladocopium goreaui is the source of this 794-nucleotide messenger RNA. NCBI's taxonomy places the organism in Eukaryota, Dinophyceae, Suessiales, Symbiodiniaceae. The record is from the annotation of a GenBank genome assembly.